GGAAUUAAGAGUGAUGUCAGAACAAGUUCGGGAAUGUUUUUGAGCCCUGAUGAGAGGAAGUAUCCCAUGAUACAGGCAAUUGAAAAACGAAUUUCUGUAUAUUCUCAAAUACCAGUUGAAAAUGGGGAACUCAUUCAAGUGUUAAGGUAUGAAAAGAAUCAGUUCUAUAGAGCCCAUCACGACUAUUUCUCUGAUUCAUUUAAUGUGAAGCGUGGAGGUCAACGAAUAGCAACAAUGCUCAUGUAUUUGAGCGACGGCAUUGAGGGGGGAGAGACAUACUUUCCUAUGGCUGGCACUGGUGAAUGUAGCUGUGGUGGCAAAAUGAUCAAAGGGUUAUGUGUAAAACCUACUAAAGGAGAUGCUGUUCUUUUUUGGAGCAUGGGGCUUGAUGGACAAUCUGACCCUGAGAGUUUACAUGGAGGAUGUGAAGUACUCUCAGGAGAGAAGUGGUCAGCUACUAAAUGGAUGAGGCAAAGACUUGUAUCCUAAAAUGUUGAUAUAUCUUAGAACAUUUUUGUCCUAUAGUGUAUCUUGAUAGGGAAAAAAAAGAAAAGAAAGGGGACUUCAAAUAUCUUUUUGUAAAAUUAGCAACAAAUGAACUAGGAAAUACAGUCAUAUAUAGUUUACUCAUUGAAGUAAACUUGAGCCAUCCUGGUAAAUGACUAGCAGAACAGGGGAGUGAUAGCAAGGGAGAUUCCUUCUUUGGCCUAAUUUCACUGCAUGUGUAAGGAAAAGGUUGCCAAUUUUUCCUUUUCUGUCCCUCAUACCAAACAAAGAAAGGAAAAUUGUUGUUCUUGAUUUUCUCAA
This is a messenger RNA of Nicotiana tabacum (common tobacco), 807 nucleotides long. NCBI's taxonomy places the organism in Eukaryota, Viridiplantae, Streptophyta, Magnoliopsida, Solanales, Solanaceae. The record is from RefSeq and is a predicted model, not a curated record.